Messenger RNA from Plodia interpunctella (Indianmeal moth), 2233 nucleotides. RefSeq lists its product as uncharacterized. Lineage: Eukaryota; Metazoa; Arthropoda; Insecta; Lepidoptera; Pyralidae. The record is from RefSeq and is a predicted model, not a curated record. Bases 136 to 468 code for a protein of 110 amino acids. The transcript is spliced from 2 exons. Gene Ontology annotation, biological process: microtubule-based process. Gene Ontology annotation, cellular component: dynein complex.
CGCCUCCGUCUGUAUCCAAGGCAACGCGUAAACAGUGGGGAUCCGACGCGCGAGGCGAUACGUCGCGUUUGUAUUGUGCUCGAUAUUUGGAAGAUCGCGAAUAUUUUCUCUAAGUACGUUGUCCAGCUCUAGGCGAUGGCUGAGGAGGGCGCAGCGGCAGCGGCGGCGGCGGCCCCAGGUGCAGGAGAAAAAGUGAUACACACAUAUCCUUUGAUUAGGCAUUCAGACAUGAACGAAGAAAUGCGCACAGAAGCGAUGGAGCUGUCAGUGACGGCAUGCGAAAAGUACGCGCAGAAUAACGAGCUGGCUGCAAGGAUGGUCAAGGAGUCCAUGGACAAGAAAUUUGGGCCCGCCUUCCACGUGGUCGUGGGGGAGUCCUACGGCUUCGAGAUCACGUACGAGUGCACCACCAUCUGCUACAUGUACUUCGGCGGCAAUCAGGCGAUUUGCAUCUGGAAGUGUUCCUGAACACUUGUAGGCAAAUAGCCAGAACUGUAUGCAGAUGUCAAGGUUCCGCUCUGGGGGAAUGUAUAGUUUUUUAUGAUGACAAAAGCAAUGACCACAUUUCAUUCAAUGUUCUUUAGUAUACCUAGCACUUUUAUUGGUUACUGUACCGAGAUAAACGAUUUUAAUUCGGUCGCAGUAUGCGCAAAACUUUAAUGUCAUACAAAAUUUUUCGUGCAUUUUUUGCAAUCAUAGUUUCGUGAUAGGUAUUUGCUAUUUUGUCAGUAAUGGAAGUUUUUCUUUGAAUAAUAAAUUCACAAAGACUGCAUAUUGUAGUAAUUAGGUACUAAACUCUUGACCGUCCAGCCAGUAUUUAUUUGUUCUAGUAUACGUGAAGUUAUGUCCAAUGUACAAUAAUUAGGUACUGUCAUUUUCAUAUGCAAAUUGUUGGUAGACGCUUAAACCAAGAAAAGUUUAGGAACAAUAGGUACAUAAGCACCAUUAGCAUAAACGCGGAAAAAUAUUUUACUUUAGUUACGUUUUCUUUUGGCAUUGUACCUAACUCGUGGUCUAAAGUGCUUUGUACUAAUUAAAUGUAACGUGAAAUUAACGUUAGCAGAUAUUAUCAACACUACAUAAAUGUGAGCACAACAAUAUUUGGAAUGUCACGGCCUCAAUAAUGGAAAUUCUUACGGGUAAAAUAUAUUAUUUUAUUCAAUUUCUUACAGGUCAGAUGGCGAACAAAGCAAGACAAUUUUGCACCAAUAAACUGUCAAAAACACACAAGAAAUUCCACGAACUUGUGUUCAUUUCUCUUAAAAGUAUUUGUACAAUUUCAGAAACAGCUAGAACAAAUAAUGCAUGAAUCUGUCUCUAGUUCGGCGUGCAUUGGUAUUUGGACAGCUAAGCACACAAUGUGUAAGUAGUCCGCGCGACCGCAAAACAUGAGGGUGGGCCAAACUAGGUACGACGCACAAAAAUAUUUUUAUCUUCACUUCGCCAAACUAUGCACAGUAUGCGCUUGUGUGCGUUUCUUUAAGUAAUAAAAAAUACUAUCACUGUUACAUAUAAUUCCAAUAUUAAGAAUAAAUGCGAAAGUUUGUCACGCUUUCACGGCUCCAUAGCUGGGCCGAUUUUGAUGAAAUUUGGAAUAGAUAGUUAGUGGCCCGGGGUCUUACAUUGUCUACUGAGGCCAUAGUCACAGGCGACAGUUAGUACAUUAUAAUGACCAUAUAUAUUAGGACCAUGUAAGUGGCUUUUGGGCAAAAUAUUUAUCGAUGUAAAGCAUUAUAUAGGUACCAUCGGUCUACCUAUAAGUACCCACGCGGAUCUAAAGAAAUGAAUCAUCGAACCGAAUUAGCGUGUUGUUUGGCUAUAAUACAAUAAACAUAAACUAAAAAGACUAAAGUAAUCGAGUCCAUAGCAAAUCAGGGUCAACCGUAGAAGUGACGUAAUCUCGAGUACAAUAUUAAUUGCGCAUAAAUGGAAGGUGGCAGUUCACAUAACUUGCGUCUUGGCCGAUGUCGAAGCAAUUAUUUUUUUUUGUCAAUUAACCGACAGACCUUGAGCUUAGUUCCGAGAUCUAUUGUUCACUGAGGCAUGGUAUUAACUAUAAUGAGAAUUGUAAUUACGAAAAGCCUUUGUAAAAAUAAUCAUGUCAAUUAUGUACAUCAUUGUUUUUAAGAGUUGCGUGUGUUUAUUUUAGUUUUGUGUGAUGAAUGUACAAAAAAACUGGAGGCCAUAUUUAAAUAUGCAAUGUAUUUACAAAUAUACCUAAAUAUGAAUUUUA